This is a messenger RNA of Candoia aspera, 1488 nucleotides long. RefSeq names its product FKBP prolyl isomerase 1A (gene FKBP1A). NCBI's taxonomy places the organism in Eukaryota, Metazoa, Chordata, Lepidosauria, Squamata, Candoiidae. The record is from RefSeq and is a predicted model, not a curated record. Gene Ontology annotation, cellular component: cytoplasm; sarcoplasmic reticulum membrane. The transcript is spliced from 5 exons. Gene Ontology annotation, biological process: regulation of ryanodine-sensitive calcium-release channel activity; protein peptidyl-prolyl isomerization. Bases 106 to 432 code for a protein of 108 amino acids. Gene Ontology annotation, molecular function: peptidyl-prolyl cis-trans isomerase activity.
UUUGCGCAGGCGCGGCCCCGCCCCGCCGCCGCCGCUCCUCGCCGGCCUCGCCUCGCCUCGUCCUCGCGGUGCGGAUUUCGACGGGCAGCGCCGCCGGGACGCGAGAUGGGCGUCCGCUUGGAGACCAUCGCCCCCGGGGACGGGCGGACCUUCCCGAAGCGCGGGCAGACCUGCGUGGUGCACUACACGGGGAUGCUGGAAGACGGGAAAAAGUUCGACUCCUCCCGCGACAGGGGCAAGCCUUUCAAGUUCGUGAUGGGCAAGCAGGAGGUCAUCCGCGGCUGGGAAGAAGGGGUCGCCCAGAUGAGCGUCGGCCAGAGAGCCAAGAUGACAAUCUCACCAGAUUAUGCUUACGGGGCUACCGGGCACCCUGGCAUCAUCCCACCCAAUGCCAUCCUAAUUUUUGAUGUGGAGCUCAUGAAGUUGGAAUGACAAAGAGGCCCCCGUCCUCCCAUUUCCCUGCUCUGGGGUUCGGCACAUGGAGAAAUCCGGAAAUCUUUGCUUCAAGAUGAAUGCACAUGAAUUUGUAUGCAGCUUCCCCGGCUACCCGCUACACUCGGUGUAACCCUCCGCCCCGAUCCGAAUGUUCUGAGCCGCUCGUCGGCUCCGCUUCCUUGUUUCUCCUCCGUUCUUCGACGUUUUUGAGCUCUGUGCUAUAAACCUCAGCUAUUCUUCCUCUCUCUCUCUCUCUUUUUUUUUUGGGGGGGAGGGGGUUCGUCGGGUUCUUUAACCUUCCCUUGUUGGGUUUUUUGGGCGUAGACUUGAGUUGUGUGCGGUUGAGCAUUUCUGUCUAAUUGGUUCACCUUCUCAUAGGAAAUUCUUGCUGGAAGGCAAAUCUGCUUUGCUGUGUUUGUUUUUGGAAGUACCUACUGCAGUGUCCCUCCAGCUGGGCCACUUGAAGAUGGGUGGGCUACGUGCUGGCUGGGGAAUUCUGGGAGUCGUAGUCCACCCAUCUUCAAGUGGCCCAGCUGGAGGGACACUGGUCUAUUGUAUUAAAAACCAGUUUGCUGCUGCAAAGCCAUACAAAGCAAUUGAGAGGAGUAGACACAGGAGUGGAGAAGGCCCUCUGCCCCACGCCCUCCUUGCUCCCGUCCAGGGGGGAGGGCAGGUCCCUCUCGCAGUAGGGCCUUGGCCUCUUCCUCCCCCCCGCACCGAGGUGGCCGCGGACUUUUUACCGGUUUUUCAGGAGAUUUUUAACUUUCCAAGGGGACGUUCCACGCCGCCACUCCCCAGCCGCCACGGCGGAGAUGCCAGAGCGUUCCCUGUUGAAAUCUGAUGCUGGUCGUCGCAGCUUGCAACAGCCUCUUCUACCCCACGCACCAUCCCUUCUGCUGCGGUCCCAUCUCCCCCCCUCCGCCCCCUUUCCCCCACGUCGUGAGUUUUGGUAAGAGAAUCGCCACUGCCCCCCCCCCCUUCCUCCACAGUCAUCACGUGAACGUACAGAGUUUUAUUAUUGCAAUAAAAACGCUUUAUGCUGGCUUUUCUCAA